GAGCAUGUGUCAAAGACAGGGGUUGGGUGAGUCACUUAAUGUUUUGCACAGAAGAAAGAAUUAGCCAAUGAGGUAAAAACCAUGAUGCAUAAGUGAGAAGGACAGUCUAUAUACAGAAGUAAAUAAGAGGCUGAUUGCCCUACACUACAGCACGGGACCGAGAGUCAUGCAGGACAACCUUAAGAAGAAUACUUAGGAGUGAACACUUCAAGAAAGUCUCCAUUGAACUUUGCUAGAUUAAGAACCAAGAUCUUUCAAAUGCAACAGCAUUAUUGUCUUAUUGCAGAUAAAGCAACACUACCUCCGACUACAGAAGAAUAGAAAGAUUGGUGACCUAAGCACAUAACAUCCCUGAAGAUGUCAAUGAAUAAUUCUCCAAAUAUAUUCUUGGAGCCAAGUCCAAAUAGGUUUCAAGUUAAUGUAAUUAACGAAAGCCAUGACAAUAAUGCAACACCCCAAGAGGAUGCCGAUCCUCCACAUUAUGAAGAAACAUCAUUUACUGAAGAAGCACAUGGCAGACACAGGAUCAGUCACAGGCCUGGAAAUAGAGCAUUUUAUGAAAAUUUUCUUCAAAAUGGGGAUACUGUUAAAUCGGAUGGAAAUUUACAUCCCUAUGAUACUCAUAGUAACACAUAUUACUUAAAAACCUUUGGCCAUAAUACAGUGGAUGCAGUUCCUAACAUUGAUUAUUAUCGAAAUACUGGCAGCAUCAGUGGGGCCAAAAUGAACAGACCAAGCUUGUUAGAAAUUCAUGAACAACUGGCAAAGAACAUAGCAGUGAAUCCCGGUUCAAUCGAGAGAGUUACUAAUGGAGAUGGCACUCCAGGAGAUGAAGCAACAGCCAACAAGGAAGAAGAAGGCAAAGGGGGAUUUGUGAAGUUUGGAUGGGUGAAAGGUGUGCUGGUGAGAUGCAUGUUGAAUAUCUGGGGUGUGAUGCUUUUCAUUCGACUGUCCUGGAUUGUAGGUCAAGCUGGAAUUGGUCUUGGAGUUGUCAUAAUUCUUCUUGCCACCACAGUAACCUCAAUUACUGGGUUGUCAACUUCUGCAAUAGCAACUAAUGGGUUUGUCCGUGGAGGUCUUGGAAUCAUGGCUAUUAUGCUGAGUGUGGUAGUAACAACAUUAACAGGUAUCUCAAUGUCUGCCAUUUGCACUAAUGGAGUAGUAAGAGGAGGUGGUGCUUACUAUCUUAUCUCAAGAAGUUUAGGACCUGAAUUUGGAGGAUCAAUCGGACUUAUCUUUGCCUUUGCCAAUGCUGUAGCAGUAGCCAUGUAUGUAGUUGGAUUUGCUGAAACUGUUGUAGAGCUACUUAAGAGCAGUGGUGCAUUGAUGGUGGAUGAAUUCAAUGACAUCAGAAUAAUAGGCUCCAUUACUGUAGUUGUUCUUUUAGGCAUUUCUAUGGCUGGUAUGGAAUGGGAAGCAAAGGCACAAGUAAUUCUUCUGGUCAUUCUUCUUAUUGCCAUUGCAAAUUUCUUCAUUGGGACAGUCAUUCCGACCAGCAACGAAAAGAAGGCCAGAGGCUUUUUUAAUUACCAAGCCUCAAUAUUUGCAGAAAAUUUUGGACCAGAUUUCAGAGGUGAAGGAUUUUUCUCGGUCUUUGCCAUUUUUUUCCCAGCAGCUACUGGCAUUCUCGCAGGGGCCAAUAUCUCAGGAGAUCUGGAGGACCCACAAGCUGCUAUACCCAAAGGAACAAUGUUGGCCAUUCUGAUUACAACUGUUGCCUACCUAGGAGUUGCAAUAUGUGUAGCUGCGUGUGUUGUACGUGAUGCUACUGGGAACAUCAAUGACACAGUUGUAUCUGGAAUGAACUGUAAUGGGUCCUCUGCCUGUACCCUUGGCUAUGACUUUUCCAGCUGUAAAGCCCAGGAAUGUCAUUAUGGGCUGAUGAACAAUUUCCAGGUUAUGAGCAUGGUUUCCGGCUUUGGGCCUCUAAUCACUGCAGGAAUCUUUUCUGCGACCCUCUCAUCAGCUCUAGCCUCACUUGUCAGUGCACCCAAGGUUUUCCAGGCUCUUUGCAAGGAUAACAUCUACAAAGCACUCCACUUCUUUGCUAAAGGACACGGGAAGAACAACGAACCACUCAGAGGAUACAUUCUGACUUUCAUUAUUGCUAUGGCAUUCAUUCUGAUUGCUGAACUGAACACCAUUGCUCCCAUCAUCUCCAACUUCUUCCUGGCUUCAUACGCGCUUAUUAACUUCUCCUGUUUUCAUGCAUCAUAUGCAAAAUCUCCAGGCUGGAGACCUGCAUUCAAGUAUUACAACAUGUGGGUGUCACUUUUUGGAGCCAUGCUGUGCUGUGGUGUCAUGUUUGUCAUCAACUGGUGGGCAGCUCUCAUCACUUAUGCCAUUGAGCUUUUCCUCUAUAUUUAUGUGACAUACAAGAAGCCAGAGGUAAAUUGGGGCUCAUCUGCACAGGCUCUUUACUAUGUUAAUGCAUUAGACAGUGCACUGGAAUUAACUGCUGUAGAAGAUCAUGUGAAAAACUUCAGACCCCAAUGCAUAGUAUUAACAGGAGGACCCAUGACAAGACCUGCUCUGUUAGACAUCACACAUUCAUUCACAAAGAACAAUGGUCUCUGCAUCUGCUGCCAAGUAUAUACGGGACCGCGCAAGCUGUGUGUUAACGAGAUGAACAGUGGCAUGGCAAAAAAGCAGGCCUGGCUUACAAAGAACAAAAGAAAAGCAUUUUACGCUGCAGUGGCAGCUGACAGCUUUAGAGAUGGAGUCAAAAGUCUCCUUCAAGCCUCGGGUUUGGGUAGGAUGAGACCAAAUACCUUGGUGUUGGGAUUUAAAACAGACUGGCGGGAUGCGUCUGCUGUGCAAAUUGAAAACUACAUGGGUGUUAUACACGAUGCAUUUGAUUUUGAGCUUGGCGUGGUUAUUGUCAGAAUUAGCCAAGGCUUUGAUAUAUCUCAAGUCCUCCAGGUUCAAGAGGAAUUAGAGAAGUUAGAGCAGGAGAGGCUGGCACUAGAAGCUACCAUUCAAGACAAUGAAUUUGAAGAAGAAAGUCAUGGUAUCCGUGGAUUGUUUGACAAAGCCAGAAAGCUCAAUAUUACCAAGCAUGUAACCAAAAAAGACAGCAGCAUUAACACAAUCCAGUCUAUGCAUGUGGGUGAAUUCAAUCAGAGGCUGCUAGAAGCCAGCAAUCAGUUUAAAAAGAAACAAGGGAAAGGAACAAUUGAUGUUUGGUGGCUGUUUGAUGAUGGAGGUUUAACACUCCUAAUUCCCUAUAUUCUGACUAUGAGGAAAAAGUGGAAGGAUUGUAAAUUAAGGAUCUUCACUGGAGGAAAGAUCAACCGGAUCGAAGAUGAGAAACUAGCGAUGACUUCACUUCUAAGCAAAUUCAGAAUAAAAUAUGCUGAUAUUAAGAUCAUUGGCAACAUCAAUAUGAAACCCAACAAAGAGAGCUGGAAAUUCUUUGAAGAGAUGAUUGAACCAUAUCGCCUCCAUGAAAGCUGCAAAGAUUUAACAACUGCUGAGAAAUUAAAAAGAGAGACUCCAUGGAAAAUUACAGAUGCAGAGCUGGAAGCAUUCAAGGAGAAGAGUUACCGUCAGGUCCGUUUGAAUGAACUCUUACAGGAACACUCUAGGGCUGCUAAUCUCAUUGUCCUGAGCUUGCCAGUGGCAAGAAAAGGAGUAGUGUCUGAUCAUCUGUAUAUGGCUUGGUUAGAAAUUCUCUCAAAGAACCUGCCUCCAAUCUUACUGGUCAGGGGCAACCACAAAAAUGUACUAACUUUUUACUCCUAGAAAAAUAUAAAUACCUAGAAUACAGUAUGUUUGAUUUCAACACAGGUAUUUUUAAAGAUGAAGCCAUACUAAAGAGACACUAUUGAAUAGUUUAGACACAGAAUUUUACUUAUUGAUGGAGAAUGUCCUCCAAAUCAUAAAUAUCCUGUUUUAAAAAAACAACUAUGUGCCACAUAUCUGUCACCAAAAAUUUGAAAAGCUACUAUUUAUAUAGAAUCUAAAAUGAUUUGGGCUUUGUUACUGAAGAGACAAUUAACAGGAGGGGCAGAAAUUAUUUAAACAAACACUACUUUCAGAACUGUGCUGACAUCGCUGCUGAUUCCUAUACAUGAAGAAUGACAAUAACAUCAACCCAUAUUGACAAUAUCUCUGACGUUUCACUGCAUUUGACUAAAAAUGAUAAUUUAAUGUAAUAUAGAUAUAUACCUUAAAAUAGUCUGUUUAAGCUGCCUUUCCCAAUUAUAUCAUUUCUCAAAUUACUGACUAUAUAAAAAUGUACUACGUCCAACACAUAUGCUGUCUCUUUGAAUGUAUGCAUCUAUCUUAGACACCUACCAAAUAUAUUUGCCAGUUACUCAUAAGACAUUAUUUGCAAACAGUUUCUAACCAACUAACUGCCAAACAGAAAAGUUAGAUUUAUGGAAAAUUAGUUUCUAAAUUAUAAUAGCUGAUCAUGAAUUUUAAAACUAUUGCAUGGAACCAAAUUAAAUGUAUAAUUGCAAUAAUCAUAUAUGGUUAUGAAAUAGAUUUCAAAGUGAAGUUAAUGAAAUACUGAAGUAACAUUCUGUUAAGAUUUGUUAUGAACAUUGUGGUUUUCCCAAAUGUAUACUCUCAUAUGAUUUAGAGGAUCACAUUUUAUACUGAUUUGGUAAAUUGCAAAAGAACUUAUAAUAAAAUAAACAUAACAUUUACUCUUUAGUUGAAUGUCUUAAUUUUCCUGCUCAAAAGAGAUUAUUCCUUUAAUUGCUAGGCUUUCUAAAGAACAUCUGUUAAACAUUUUAACCUGAAAUAAAUAAUUGAAGUCCACUAAA
Messenger RNA from Chrysemys picta bellii (western painted turtle), 4775 nucleotides. The record is from RefSeq and is a predicted model, not a curated record. NCBI's taxonomy places the organism in Eukaryota, Metazoa, Chordata, Testudines, Emydidae.